This is a messenger RNA of Thalassophryne amazonica, 2736 nucleotides long. It is a transcript of the gene trap1, whose product is annotated as TNF receptor-associated protein 1. Gene Ontology annotation, cellular component: mitochondrial inner membrane. Lineage: Eukaryota; Metazoa; Chordata; Actinopteri; Batrachoidiformes; Batrachoididae. Gene Ontology annotation, biological process: protein folding. Gene Ontology annotation, molecular function: ATP hydrolysis activity; protein kinase binding; ATP-dependent protein folding chaperone. The transcript has 18 exons. The record is from RefSeq and is a predicted model, not a curated record. Bases 71 to 2203 code for a protein of 710 amino acids.
UGCUUGCAGAGUUCCUCGUGUGUUGCGUGUGGUAGGUCGACCCGGUCGAGCUCUUGCCUCGUUCUCCGUUAUGUUCCGUUGUCUGGUUUCGGUUCGGUUUGCUUUUCAGAGGAUCGGUUCACGUCUCGCGCCCUCAUGUGCACGCGGGCUGAGCAGCCGUGCUGUUACGCGCUCCCUUGCUGGAGGUUUGCAGGUGGCACAGCACAGGAUUUGGAGGUCCCAGCAGCCCUGCCUCAACCUUGGACAGCACUUUUGCUACAGUACCCAGGAGGCAGAAAAAGCUCCAGAGGAGGAGCCGCUGCACACCAUCAUCAGUGACACGGAGUCAGUGGAAGGGGAUUUCUCAAAGCAUGAAUUUCAGGCAGAGACUAAGAAGCUGCUGGACAUUGUUGCCAGGUCGCUGUACUCAGAGAAAGAGGUGUUUAUCAGAGAGCUGAUCUCUAAUGGCAGUGACGCCCUGGAAAAGCUGCGCUACAAACUGCUCACAUCGAGGACUGAUGCGGCUCCUUUGGAGAUCCACCUGCGGACCGAUGCUGCAAAGGGCACCUUCACUAUCCAGGACACAGGAGUGGGGAUGAACCAAGAGGAGCUGGUGUCUAACCUGGGGACAAUCGCCCGAUCAGGAUCCAUGGCGUUUUUGGAAGCUCUGCAGAACCAAGCUGAGGCCAGCGGCACCAUCAUUGGUCAGUUUGGGGUGGGAUUCUACUCCGCCUUCAUGGUAGCUAACCGUGUUGAUGUCUACACUCGGUCUGCUGAACCUGGUGCAUCCGGAUACAAGUGGUCCUCAGACGGAUCUGGAGUUUUUGAGGUCGCUGAAGCCAGUGGAGUCCAACAGGGAACAAAGAUUGUGUUGCAUCUGAAAGACGAAUGCAAAGAGUUUUCUUCUGAGGACAGAGUUAAAGAUGUUGUCAAUAAGUACAGCAACUUUGUGAGUUUCCCCAUUUUCCUGAACGGACGGAGGCUCAACACCCUACAGGCCUUGUGGAUGAUGGAGCCUAAAGAGAUCAGUGACUGGCAACACGAGGAGUUCUAUCGCUACAUUGCUCAGGCGUACGACAAGCCGCGCUACACGCUGCAUUACCGCGCAGAUGCACCGCUCAACAUUAGGAGCAUCUUCUACGUCCCUGAUGCGAAGCCGACCAUGUUUGACGUGAGCAGGGAGAUGGGCUCCAGCGUGGCUCUGUACAGCAGGAAGGUCCUGAUCCAGACCAAAGCUGCUGACAUCCUGCCCAAGUGGCUGCGAUUCCUCCGAGGUGUGGUGGACAGCGAGGACAUUCCGCUGAAUCUGAGCAGAGAACUGUUGCAGGAGAGCGCCCUCAUCAGAAAACUUCGUGAGGUUUUGCAGGAAAGGGUGAUUCGUUUUCUGCUCGACCAAAGCAAGAAGGAACCAGAAAAGUACAGCAAGUUCUUUGAGGAUUAUGGUCUCUUCUUGAGGGAGGGAAUCGUCACCACCCAGGAACAGGAUGUCAAGGAAGAUAUUGGCAAGCUGCUGUGGUUCGAGUCGUCUGCUCUGCCUGAAGGACAGCAGACCAGUCUGGUCGAGUAUGCCGCCCGCAUGAAGGCUGGCACACGGAACAUCUACUACCUGUGUGCCCCAAACCGCCAUCUGGCAGAACAUUCACCCUACUAUGAGGCCAUGAAACAGAAGGACAUGGAGGUGCUGUUCUGCUACGAGCAGUUUGACGAGCUGACCCUGCUGCACCUCAGAGAGUUUGACAAGAAGAAGCUGAUUUCAGUCGAGACGGACAUCGUGGUGGAUCAUUACAAGGAGGAGAAGUUUGAGGACAGCAAACCCGCUUCUGAGCGUCUGACACAGGAGCAGGCUGAUGACCUGAUGUCUUGGAUGAAGAACGCUUUGGGUCCCAGAGUUGCCAACAUAAAGGUGACCCCUCGGCUGGACACCCACCCAGCCAUGAUCACGGUGCUGGAAAUGGGUGCUGCACGCCACUUCCUACGCACACAGCAACUGGCCCGCAGUGCCGAGGAGCGAGCCCAGAUCCUGCAGCCCACUCUGGAGAUCAAUGCAGCACACGAUCUGAUCAAGAAGCUGCACACACUGAAGGAUUCAAACGCCGAACUGGCCGUUCUGCUACUGGAGCAGAUCUACGACAACGCCAUGAUCGCAGCCGGCCUGAACGACGACCCGCGGCCAAUGAUUUCCCGCCUGAACGAUCUGCUGACUAAAGCGCUGGAGAAGCACUGACACGCCAAGAGUCCAGCUUCAGUCAGAGACGUUUAAAGACAUUGACGUGAAGAUCCGACUGGAGGGCAGAGGACACUUUAUUUCAGAGAAAACAGAAGAGAAACGUUUCACAAAUGUAUCGUUUGAGCAGAAGAUUGAACCGCUGGGACCAAAUUUAAUUUAAAUAUUUAAUUACAAGACGUCAGGAACAGAAACCACAUCCAGCAAAGUUUAGAUUUAAAACAAAUAAACAUUAUGGAAACUGAAUCAGUGAUGUUAAAACGUCAGAGAAUUAAAUCUAUAAUGUGUUUUUAAAAUCAACAUUUUGUUCCAUUUUAAGGGCUGCUGUCAGCAAGUGAUGCUCUCAUCAGAAAUGCUUUUUCGUUUAUUGUAUGAUGUUUGUGAUUUACACUGAACAUACGAAGCAGCUUCAUCGUGUUUGCAGACGAAUGAAUCCAGCAAAGCUUAAGUCAGUUUGAGAAAAACUUUGAAUGUUUUGAAGUAAUACGACAUCUGGGUUAGUUCCAGUGACAAAAAUACGUUCAGCACCUUGU